Molecule: messenger RNA, 2915 nt
Organism: Heterocephalus glaber (naked mole-rat)
Lineage: Eukaryota; Metazoa; Chordata; Mammalia; Rodentia; Bathyergidae
Gene: Six5
Product: SIX homeobox 5
Biological process (GO): regulation of transcription by RNA polymerase II
Cellular component (GO): transcription regulator complex; nucleus
Molecular function (GO): DNA-binding transcription factor activity, RNA polymerase II-specific; RNA polymerase II cis-regulatory region sequence-specific DNA binding
Source: RefSeq, a predicted model, not a curated record
GUGGGGGAGGGGGCUGGGGAAAGCCCGAGGGAGGAGGAGGAGAAGGAGGGAGGAACUUCCCAAAGUUGCAAAACAUGGCUACCUUGCCUGCUGAGCCGAGCGCUGGGCCGGCGGCCGGGGGGAAGGCGGUGGCGGCGGCAACCGAAGAGGAGGAGGAGGAAGCACGCCAGCUCUUGCAGACUUUGCAGGCGGCCGAGGGUGAGGCGGCGGCGGCGGCCGGGGCCGGGGCGGGCGAAGCGGCUGCGGGAGCGGAGGACUCGGGGUCCCCGGGCGUCCCCGGGUCACCCCCCGAGGCCGCUGCCGAGCCGCCCUCGGGCCUCCGCUUCUCGCCAGAGCAGGUGGCGUGCGUGUGCGAGGCGCUGCUGCAGGCGGGCCACGCCGGCCGCUUGAGCCGCUUCCUGGGCGCGCUGCCCCCGGCCGAGCGCCUACGUGGCAGCGACCCGGUGCUGCGCGCGCGGGCCCUGGUGGCCUUCCAGAGGGGCGAGUACGCCGAGCUCUACCGGCUCCUCGAGAGCCGGCCCUUCCCCGCCGCCCACCACGCCUUCCUGCAGGACCUCUACCUGCGCGCGCGCUACCAUGAGGCUGAGCGGGCCCGCGGCCGCGCGCUGGGCGCAGUGGACAAAUACCGACUGCGCAAGAAGUUCCCGCUGCCCAAGACCAUCUGGGACGGCGAGGAGACCGUCUACUGCUUCAAGGAGCGCUCCCGCGCCGCGCUCAAGGCCUGCUACCGCGGCAACCGCUACCCGACCCCGGACGAGAAGCGCCGCCUGGCCACGCUCACCGGCCUCUCGCUCACGCAGGUCAGCAACUGGUUCAAGAACCGGCGACAGCGCGACCGAACCGGGGCUGGCGGCGGCGCUCCCUGCAAGAGUGAGUCUGAUGGGAACCCCACUACUGAAGAUGAGUCCAGCCGAAGUCCUGAGGACCUGGAGAGUGGAGUGGCCACCGUGGCUGCUGAGGCCCCCACCCAGAGCUCCAUAUUCUUGGGGGGGCCCACUCCUCCAGCUCCAUGCCCUGCCUCCUCCUCCAUCCUGGUGAACGGGAGCUUCCUGGCUGCCAGUAGCUCCCCGACAGUGCUCCUCAACGGCAGCCCUGUCAUCAUCAACAGCUUGGCCCUGGGCGAGGCCUCCAGCUUGGGCCCCCUGCUGCUGACAGGCGGAGGGGCCGCCCCUCCUCCACAGCCCAGUCCCCAGGGCACCAGCGAAGCCAAGACCUCCCUGGUCUUGGACCCUCAGACCGGUGAGGUUCGGCUGGAAGAGGCUCCAUCUGAGGUCCCUGAGACCAAAGGGGCCCAGGUGGCUGCUUCAUUGCCCACUGGAGAGGAGGUCUCAGGGCCCCUGCCCCAAGUGGUACCUGGCCCCCCAUCUGCAGCCAACUUCUCUCUGCCCCCAGGACCAGUGCCCACGGUGGCUGCCCCCCAGGUGGUGCCACUGUCUCCACCCCCUGGGUAUCCCACAGGCCUGGGUGCCACUUCCCCACUGUUGAACCUGCCCCAGGUGGUGCCUACUUCCCAGGUGGUGACCCUGCCCCAGGCCAUGGGGCCACUGCAGCUGUUGGCAGCUGGCCCAGGCAGCCCUGUGAAGGUGGCAGCUGCAGCGGGCCCUGCCAAUGUGCACCUGAUAAACUCUGGGGUGGGCGUGACUGCCCUACAGCUGCCUUCGGCCACUGCCCCAGGAAACUUCCUCCUGGCCAACCCUGUAUCCGGCAGCCCCAUUGUCACAGGUGUGGCAGUGCAGCAGGGGAAGAUCAUCCUCACUGCCACCUUCCCCACUAGCAUGCUGGUUUCCCAGGUCCUGCCACCAGCCCCCAGCCUGGCCCUUCCCCUGAAGCCAGAGACGACAAUCUCCGUCCCUGAAGGAGCCCUCCCGGUGGUCCCCAGCCCCGCACUCCCAGAGGCCCAUGCCUUGGGCACACUUUCUGCUCAGGUGCCGCCACCACCCACUGUGGCCACCUCUGUGGCCAGCCUGCCUUUCUCCUCGGAGUCCUCCAGCCUCCUGCCCAGCUUCCCAGCACCUCCGGCAGAGGGUCUGAUGCUGUCACCUGCAGCUGUGCCUGUCUGGUCAGCAGGGCUAGAACUGAGCACAGGAGCAGAGGGACUGCUAGAUGCAGAAAAGGGGCUGGAGACACAGGUCCCCCAUGCUGUGCUGAGGCUGCCGGGCCCUGACCCCGAGGGGCUGCUCCUAGGGGCCAACGCAGCGGCCGAGGUUGACGAGGGGCUAGAAGCAGAGGCCAAGGUUCUGACUCAGCUGCAGUCAGUGCCUGUAGAGGAGCCCUUGGAACUGUGACCAGCCAGCCUCACUCAUGCCUCUCCUGACAAUGGUGCUCAAGAUGCAGGGACAGAUGGGGGAGAAGGGACUCUUCAGAAAGACACUUGUCAUGACCUGAAGGUCCCUCCACACUACAUCCUUCCAGCCCGGGGAACCUCUCCAAGUCCUAGAGGUACCAGGGGGAUUUGCCCCUGAAUGGGGCACUGUCCUUCUCUGGGUGGGAGGACUUCUGUUACAACCCUCUCCUGCCCUGCCCUGCUAUAUAAAGGGGACCUGGGGUCCCGACUCAGGGGCUCUGCCCUCCACCUGGUACUUGGCUAUGAGCUGCAGACCUGCCAGAUGGCCCUCGAUCCUAACACUAUUAAUAGCUCUGCUGAUAGCGGUAUGCUCGGAACUGCUUGGAAUCUAGGGUGGAGAAUGGAGUCCUGGGUCCAAGGACUGAAACCUUCCCAGCUUGGCCCUCCUGGGAGGGCAGGGUCUUUCCUUGGUACCCUGGACUCGAGCCCCCAUGAUCACCUCCAGCCCCAGACCAAAGAUGGCCUCACUCCUGAGGCAACCCUGACCCCUGUGUCUAGUUUGUAUCCUAAAUCUCUAUUUUUCUAGGACAUGUUAUGCCUCCAUUUCAAUUAAAGGUAACAGACAACAGAA